AUGAGUAAAUAACCUGAAUAUAUACUUGAUUCAUAUAAAGUGCCAUAUUAUUUAUAAGAUUCAUGCGUAGAUGAAUAUGUGUACUACCAAUAAUGUCUAAGACACAAUCCCAGAUUUUUUGAAAAUAAAUUGAUACAUUCAUUACCAUUUGCAAGUGCUUUAAGUAAUUGUGCAAAAAAAUAGCAAAUAUUUGUGAGAGUAAAUAAAACUUUCAAUAUUUUAGUGUCAAGAAUAUAGAGAAAGAGAAUUAUUUGAAGAAAUGCGAAAGAUCUAUGUAGAUAGUGUAAGAAAAGGAGAAGAAAGAUGAAUUAUUGU
This is a messenger RNA of Paramecium pentaurelia, 315 nucleotides long. The record is from the annotation of a GenBank genome assembly. NCBI's taxonomy places the organism in Eukaryota, Ciliophora, Oligohymenophorea, Peniculida, Parameciidae.